AUGAACUUUUCGUUUUAUCAGAUAAACAAGAAUAGCCAUUUUUUCGUUGAGAAAAAAAAUCGUAGUUUUCUGCAGGCCUCUUUUAUUUUUGCAGUGAUUCCGUUAUGUGAACUGUGCGCUGUUUGUGGCGAUAAAUCAACUGGAACACAUUACGGAGUGCUUUCGUGCAAUGGAUGCAAGGGGUUUUUCCGGCGAACAAUCCUCAAGAAUCAAAAAUUCACAUGUCGUUUCAACAAGACAUGCACAAUCGACAAAAAUUUUCGAUGUGCUUGUCGGUAUUGUCGUUUCCAGAAGUGCGUACGAGUUGGAAUGAAACGAGAAGCAAUUCAUUUUGAACGCGAUUCAAUUGGUCGCACUAAGCGUCAUAGUGAACCACUAUUAUUACGAGCUGCCGAAAUUAAUGGAACGGGAAAUGACCAUUCCGAAACAUCGUACUAUAGUAGUCAACUAAUCAAUGAUAUCUUGAAAUCGGAUGUUAUCGAACUGUUAAUGCAGAUGGAGGCACGAACUAAUAAGGAAAUGACGACUCAUUAUCGAAAUUCGGUGAUCAGUUCGUCAUAUACAACAAUCAAUAAUCGUGUGGAUGAAAGUGGUUGCUCACCAUUGGGUUUUUCGCAGUCGCAUAAAUCGUGCUCAACUGAUGAUUUGAACGAAUUUUCCAGAACAACGCUUGCAUUAAUGAUUGAUUGGGCAAAAGGUUUGGAACCAUUCCCUGACUUGAUUAUGGAUGACAAAGUUAUUCUACUUAGAAACUAUGCGCCGCAACACUUGAUUCUGGUACCGGCAUUUCGUUCACCGGAUACAACUCUUGUUAGUCUUUUCAGUAAUGAAGAUAUGAAUCACGACGAGGACAUCGAAUUUGACGGUUUAUCGGCAUUCAAAACAAGCAACAUUAUGCCACGCGUGUUGGAUGAAAUAGUGUGGCCAAUGAGACAUUUGCAAAUGAGAGAAGAGGAAUUUGUUUGUUUGAAAGCUUUGGCUUUUCUUCAUCCUGAAGCGAAAGGACUUUCUCUACCUGCUCAAACGAUAUUACGUGAAGCCCGUAAUCGAAUACUCAAGGUUCUAUAUUGUUACAUUCUGGCGCACAUGCCUGAGGAAGCACCAACACGUUAUGGCAAUAUUUUGCUGCUUGCACCAGCUCUUAAAGCUUUGGCACAAGUACUUAUCGAAAAUAUGACCUUAACCAAAUUUUUCGGUCUCGCCGAGGUGGAUUCAUUACUUUCAGAGUUUAUUCUAGAUAGUUCUACUGACGAGGCGACAUCGAGACCUUUGUUACGUCAGCAUCUUACUUCAGCUCUAACAACCAACACAUGCACAGAUAUCGAUAUACAAUAG
Cercopithifilaria johnstoni is the source of this 1335-nucleotide messenger RNA. NCBI's taxonomy places the organism in Eukaryota, Metazoa, Nematoda, Chromadorea, Rhabditida, Onchocercidae. The record is from the annotation of a GenBank genome assembly.